Molecule: messenger RNA, 12923 nt
Organism: Oryctolagus cuniculus (rabbit)
Lineage: Eukaryota; Metazoa; Chordata; Mammalia; Lagomorpha; Leporidae
Gene: ATM
Product: ATM serine/threonine kinase
Biological process (GO): DNA repair
Molecular function (GO): protein serine/threonine kinase activity; protein binding
Source: RefSeq, a predicted model, not a curated record
UGCGGAGCCACGCAGUGACUUGUGUAUUUACAGAACUGAGUCGUAUUGGACCCAGUCUGUCCUUUUCCCCCGACUCCUAAUCCCACGCGCUCUUUCAGAGCGGCCCGUGAGCGCUCUCUCCCUCGUUAUUCUCGCUGCUGCUGCGGCUACUCACCGCACUCCCUCCGAGCCCCCUGCGGCGUUAUCCUUGAACUUCCUUUUAAGUCUUCUGAAUUGAGUUCUCCUUUCUCCGCGUCUGCUUCUCCCGUGCCCUUAGGGUUCAGAUUCAACUAGGCGAUUGGAGUAGUUACCUUUUUUUUUUUUUUAACCUCGUGUCAUAAUUGGUACUUUUAGUUAGCGAGCAUUUAGUGAGAUUUUAACUAUAGCCUCGUGGUUAAGAAUGUAGGUUCUGGAAUCACAUUACCGAGUUCGAAUUCUGCCAGCUGUUUGACAUCUUCCUUGGAAAAUUACGUGAGAUAAUAAUGUGUGUUCUGGAACUCUGAGCCAUGAGUCUAGCACUUAAUGAUCUGCUUAUUUGCUGCCGUCAUCUUGAACAUGAUAGAGCUACAGAACGAAGGAAAGAAGUUGAGAAAUUUAAACGCUUGAUUCGGGAUCCAGAAACAGUUCAACAGUUAGAUCGGCAUUCAGAUUCGAAACAAGGAAAAUAUUUAAAUUGGGAUGCUGUUUUUAGAUUUUUACAGAAAUAUAUUCAGAAAGAAACAGAAUGUCUGAGAACAGCAAAACCAAAUGUAUCGGCCUCAACACAAGCAUCCAGGCAAAAAAAGAUGCAAGAAAUCAGUAGUUUGGUCAAGUACUUCAUCAAGUGUGCAAAUAAAAGAGCACCCAGGUUAAAAUGUCAAGAACUUUUGAAUUAUAUCAUGGAAACAGUGAAAGAUUCAUCUAAUGGUGGCGUUUAUGCAGCUGAUUGUAGCAAUAUACUACUGAAAGACAUUCUUUCAGUGAGAAAAUACUGGUGUGAAAUACCACAGCAACAGUGGCUAGACUUAUUCUCUGUGUACCUCAGGCUGUAUCUGAAACCUUCACAGGACAUUAAUAGAGUUUUGGUGGCAAGAAUAAUUCAUGCUGUGACCAAAGGAUGCUGUUUGCAAACUGAUGGAUUAAAUUCCAAAUUUUUGGAUUUUUUUUCCAAGGCUAUUCAAUAUGCAAGACAAGAGAAGAGUUCUGCAGGUUUAAAUCAUAUCUUAGCAGCCCUUAUAAUCUUUCUGAAGACUUUAGCCAUCAAUUGUCGAAUUCGAGCUUGUGAAUUAGGAGAUGAAAUUCUUCCUACUUUGCUUUAUAUUUGGGCUCAACAUAGACUUAAUGAUUCUUUAAAAGAAGUAAUUAUUGAAUUGUUUCAACUGCAAGUUUCUAUCCAUCACCCGAAAGGAGCCAAAACCGAAGACAGAGGUGCUUUCAAAUCAGCAAAAUGGCAAAGUAUCCUAUAUAACUUAUAUGAUUUGAUAGUGAAUGAAAUAAGUUAUAUAGGGAGUAGAGGAAAAUAUAGUUCAGGAUCUCGAAACAUUGCUGUCAAGGAAAAUUUGAUUGAAUUGAUGGCUGAUAUUUGUCACCAGGUGUUUAAUGAAGAUACCAGAUCUUUGGAAAUUUCUCAGUCUUACACUACUACACAAAGAGAAUCUAGUGAAUACAGUACACCUUGCAAAAGGAAGAAAAUAGAACUAGGCUGGGAAGUAAUAAAGGAUCAUCUUCAGAAGUCACAGAAUGAUUUUGAUCUUGUGCCUUGGCUACAAAUUACAACCCAGUUAAUAUCAAAAUACCCUGCAAGUUUACCUAAUCAUGAUCUGUCUUCAUUACUGAUGAUACUCUACCAGCUUCUUCCUCAACAGCGACGUGGGGAACGCACACCAUAUGUUUUACGAUGUCUUACAGAAGUUGCAUUGUGUCAAGGCAAGAAAUCAGACUUAGAAAGCUCACAGAAGUCAGAUUUAUUGAAACUCUGGAUUAAAAUUUGGACCAUGGCCUUCCGUGGUAUAAGUUCUGAACAAGUCCAAGCCGAAAAUUUUGGCCUGUUGGGAGCCAUAAUUCAAGGUAGUUUAGUUGAGGUCGACAGAGAAUUCUGGAAGUUAUUUACUGGGUCAGCCUGUAGACCUUCAUGUUCUACUGUAUACUGUUUGGCUUUGGCAAUGUCUAGCUGCAUUGUUCCAGAAACAGUAAAAACAGGAAUAGAGUUAAAUAUAUGUGAAGUAAACAGAAGUUUUUCUUUAAAGGAAUUGAUAAUGAAAUGGCUCUUAUUUUAUCAAUUAGAAGAUGACUUAGAAGACAGUAUAGAAUUGCCCCCUAUUCUUCACAGUAAUUUUCCUCAUUGCAUACUGGAGAAAAUUCUGGUGAGUCUCACUAUGAAAAACUCUAAAGCUGCAAUGAAGUUUUUCCAAAGUGGGCAAGAAUGUGAACACCAAAAAGUUAAAGAAGAGCCUUCAUUCUCUGAAAUAGAAGAACUAUUUCUUCAGACAACUUUUGACAAGAUGGAUUUUUUAACUGUUGUAAAAGAAUGUGCAACAGAAAAGCUUCAAUCCAGUAUUGGAUUUUCUGUUCACCAGAAUCUCAAGGAAUCACUGAACCGCUAUCUUCUGGGAUUAUCAGAACAACUUCUAAAUAAUUAUUCAUCUGAGAUUACAAAUUUAGAAACACUCGUCCGGUGUUCAAGUCUUUUGGUGGGUGUUCUCGGCUGCUAUUCUUCUAUGGGUAUAAUAGCUGAAGAGGAAGCAUGUAAAUCAGAAUUGUUCCAGAAAGCCAAGUCUUUAAUGCAGUGUGCAGGAGAAAGCAUAACUCUGUUCAAAAAUAAGACAUAUGAGGAAUCUAGAAUUGGUUCCCUGAGAAAUAUGAUGCAUAUAUGUACAAGUUGCUUAUGUAACUGUACCAAGCAGAAUCCAAAUAAGAUUACAUCUGGCUUUUUCCUACGAUUGUUAACAUCAAAGCUAAUGAAUGACAUUGCAGAUAUUUGUAAAAGUCUAGCAACCUUAAUAAAAAAGCCAUUUGACUGUGGAGAAAUAGAAUCAAUGGAAGAUGAUACUACUGAAAAUCUAAUGGAGGUAGAAGAUCAGUCAUCCAUGAAUCUCUUUAAUGAUCACUCUGCUAGUAGUGAGAGUGAUGCAAAUGAAUUUGGAGAGAACCAAAAUACUAUUGGUGCCAUGAAUCCAUUAGCUGAAGAAUAUCUGUCAAAGCACGAUCUCCUUCUUUUAGACAUGGUCAAGUUCUUGUGUAUGUGUGUAACUACUUCUCAAACCAGUACUGUGUCAUUUAGAGCGGCUGAUAUUCGGAGAAAAUUGUUGAUGCUAGUUGAUUCUAGCAUAUUAGACCCUACUAAAUCUGUCCACCUACACAUGUAUUUAGUGCUUUUAAAGGAGCUUCCCAGAGGAGAGUAUCCCUUGCCAAUGGAAGAUAUUGUUGAACUUCUGAAACCACUAUCCAAUGUGUGUUCUCUGUAUCGUCGUGACCAAGAUGUUUGUAAAACAGUUUUAAACCAUGUCCUUCCUGUAGUGACAAACCUAGGUCAAGGCAAUUUGGAUGCUGAGAACACAAGAGAUGCUCAAGGACAAUUCCUUACAGUGAUUGGAGCAUUUUGGCAUCUAACAAGGGAGAGGAAAUGCACAUUCUCUGUAAGAGUGGCACUAGUACAGUGCCUGAAAACUUUGCUUGAGGCUGAUCCUUAUUCAAAAUGGGCUAUUCUUAAUGUAAUGGGUAAAGAUUUUCCUGUAAAUGAAGUGUUUCCACAGUUCCUUGCUGAUGAUCAUCACCAAGUUCGCAUGUUGGCUGCAGAGUCAAUCAAUAGAUUAUUCCAAGAUAUGAAACAAGGAGAUUGUCCCAGACUGUGGAAAGCACUUCCUUUGAAGCUUCAGCAGACUGCUUUUGACAAUGCAUGCUUGAAAACUCAGGAAGGAAUGAGAGAAGUGUCCCACAGUGCUGAGAACCCUGAAAUUUUGGAUGAGACUUAUAAUAGAAAAUCUGUUUUAUUGAUGAUGAUAGCUGUGGUUUUAUACUGUAGCCCUGUCUGUGAAAAACAGGCUUUGUUUGCACUUUGCAAAUCUGUAAAAGAGAAUGGAUUAGAACCUCACCUUGUGAAAAAGGUUUUGGAGAAAGUUUCUGAAGCUUUUGGAUAUAGAAAUUUAGAAGACUUUAUGGCUUCUCAUUUAGAUUAUUUGGUUUUAGAAUGGCUUAAUUGUCAAAAUACUGAAUACAGAUUAUCUUCCUUUCCUUAUAUUUUAUUAAACUACAAAAAUGUUGAGGAUUUUUAUAGAUCUUGUUAUAAAAUAUUGAUUCCACAUCUGGUGAUUAGAAGUCAUUUCGAUGAGGUGAAAGCCAUUGCUAAUCAGAUUCAAGAAGAUUGGAAAAGUCUUCUAGUAGACUGCUUUCCAAAGAUUCUUGUAAAUAUUCUUCCUUAUUUUGCCUACGAGGAUGCAAAAGACAGUGGGAUGGCACAGCAAAGAGAGAUUGCUUCCACAGUUUAUGAUAUGCUUAAAAGUGAGAACUUAUUAGGAAAACAGAUUGAUCAUCUGUUUAUUAGCAAUUUACCAGAGAUUGUGGUAGAGUUAUUAAUGACAUUACAUGAACCAGCAAAUUCUGAUGCCAGCCAAAGCACUGACCUCUCUGAGUUUUCAGGGGAUUUGGAUCCUGCUCCGAAUCCACCUCAUUUUCCAUCACAUGUGAUUAAAGCAACAUUUGCCUAUAUCAGCAACUGUCAUAAAACAAAACUUAAGAGCAUUUUAGAAAUUCUCUCUAAAAGCCCUGAUUCCUAUCAGAAAAUUCUUCUGGCUAUAUGUGAGCAAGCAGCAGAGACAAAUAAUGUUUAUAGAAGGCACAGAAUUCUUAAAAUAUAUCAUCUCUUUGUUAGUUUAUUACUGAAAGAUAUAAAAAGUGGCUUGGGAGGAGCAUGGGCCUUUGUUCUUCGAGAUGUUAUUUAUACUUUGAUUCACUAUAUUAACAAACGGCCUUCUCGUUUCAUGGAUGUGUCAUUACGUAGCUUCUCCCUUUGUUGUGACCUAUUAAGUCGGGUUUGCCAGACAGCAGUGACUCACUGUAAGGAUGCUUUAGAAAACCAUCUUCAUGUUAUUGUUGGUACACUGAUACCCCUUGUGCAUGAUCAAGUGGAGGUUCAGGAACAGGUAUUGGACUUGUUGAAAUACCUAGUAAUAGAUAACAAGGAUAAUGAAAACCUUUAUAUCACGAUUAAACUUCUAGACCCUUUUCCUGACCAUGUUGUUUUUAAGGAUCUACGUAUCACUCAGCAAAAAAUCAAGUACUGUAGAGGAUCUUUUUCACUCUUGGAGGAGAUUAAUCAUUUUCUGUCAGUAAGUAUUUAUGAUGCACUUCCAUUGACAAGGCUUGAAGGACUGAAGGAUCUUCAGAGACAGCUGGCAAAGCAUAAAGAUCAGAUGAUGGAUCUUAUGAGAGCCUCUCAGGAUAACCCAAAAGAUGGUAUUAUGGUGAAGCUGGUUAUCACCUUGUUGCAUUUGUCCAAGACGGCAGUAAACCACACUGGUGAAAGAGAAGUUUUAGAAGCUGUUGGAAGCUGCUUAGGAGAACUGGGUCCUAUAGAUUUCUCCACCAUUGCUAUACAGCAUAAUAAAGAUACAUCUUAUACUAAGGCCUUUAAAUUAUUUGAAGAUAAAGAACUUUGUUGGACCUUAAUAAUACUGACCUACCUGAAUAAUACACUGGUAGAAGACUGUGUCAGAGUUCGAUCAGCUGCUGCUACCUGUUUGAAAAAUAUUUUAGCCACAAAAACUGGACACAGUUUCUGGGAGGUUUAUAAGAUGUCGACUGACCCCAUGCUGAUCUAUUUACAACCUUUCAGGACAUCGAGAAAAAAGUUUUUAGAAGUUCCCAGACCUGACAAAGAAAGCCCUUUAGAAAGCUUGGAUGAUACAAGUCUAUGGAUUCCUCAAAGUGAAAAUCAUGACAUUUGGAUAAAGACACUAACGUGUGCUCUUUUGGACAGUGGGGGCAUAAAAAGUGAAAUUCUUCAAUUAUUAAAGCCAAUGUGUGAAGUAAAAACUGACUUUUGUCAGACUGUGCUUCCUUACUUGAUUCAUGAUAUUUUACUCCAAGAUACAAAUGAGUCAUGGAGAAAUCUGCUUUCUGCACAUAUUCAGGGAUUUUUCACCAGCUGUUUUAGACACAACUCACAAACCAGCCGAUCCACAACACCUGCAAAUUUGGAUUCAGAUUCAGAGCAUUUUUUCCGAUGUUGUGUGGAUAAAAAAUCCCAAAGAACAAUGCUUGCUGUUGUAGACUAUAUGAGAAGACAAAAGAGACCCUCUAUAGGAACAGUUUUUGAUGAUGCUUUCUGGCUGGAUUUUAAUUAUCUAGAGGUUGCCAAGGUAGCUCAGUCUUGUGCUGCUCACUUUACAGCACUACUGUAUGCGGAAAUCUAUGCAGAUAAGAAAAGCCUGGAUGAUCAAGAGAAAAGAAGUCUUACAUUUGAAGAAGGAAGCCAAAAUACAACUAUUUCUAGUUUGAGUGAAAAAAGUAGAGAAGAAACUGGAAUCAGUUUACAGGACCUUCUCUUAGAAAUCUACAGAAGUAUAGGGGAGCCAGAUAGUCUUUAUGGCUGUGGUGGAGGGAAAAUGUUACAACCACUCACCAGACUGAGAACAUAUGAACAUGAAGCAGUGUGGGAUAAAGCCCUGGUAACGUAUGAUCUUGAGACAGCAAUAUGCCCAUCAACCCGCCAGGCAGGAAUAAUUCAGGCCUUGCAGAACUUGGGACUGUGCCAUAUUCUUUCGGUGUAUUUAAAAGGUUUAGAUCAUGAAAAUGUGGAGUGUUGUGCUGAACUACAGGAACUUCAUUACCAAGCAGCAUGGAGGAAUAUGCAGUGGGACCAUUGUACUUCUGUCAAUAAAGGAAUAGAAGGAACCAGUUACCAUGAAUCAUUGUACAAUGCUCUGCAAUCCCUGAGAGACAGAGAAUUCUCCACAUUUUUUGAAAGUCUAAAAUAUGCCAGAGUAAAAGAAGUGGAAGAAUUGUGUAAAGGCAGCCUUGAGUCUGUGUAUUCACUCUACCCCAGACUUAGCAGAUUGCAGGCCAUUGGAGAACUAGAAAACAUUGGGGAGCUUGUCUCAAGAUCAGUCAUGGAUAAACAGUUCUCUGAAGUGUACGUUAAAUGGCAGAAACACUCCCAGCUUCUCAAGGAUAGUGACUUUAAUUUUCAGGAGCCUAUCAUGGCUCUACGCACAGUCAUUCUUGAGAUCCUGAUGGAAAAAGAAGUGAAUAACUCCCAGCGAGAAUGUUUUAAGGACAUUCUCACCAAGCACCUUACAGAAUUCUCUAUACUGGCCCGGACUUUCAAGAACACUCAGCUCCCUGAAAGGGCAGUAUUUCAAAUUAAACAGUAUAAUUCAGUGAGUCAUGAAGUCUCUGAGUGGCAGCUGGAGGAAGCACAAGUGUUCUGGGCAAAAAAAGAACAAAGUCUUGCCCUGAGUAUUCUCAAGCAAAUGAUCAAGAAGUUGGACACCAGCUGUAGAGAGAAUGAUUCCAGGCUAAAACUUAUACACACAGAAUGUCUGAGAGUUUGUGGUAACUGGUUAGCAGAAACUUGCUUAGAAAAUCCUACAGUCAUCAUGCAGACCUAUCUAGAAAAGGCCGUAGAAGUUGCUGAAAGUUGUGAUGGAGAAAAUAAUGAUGAGCUCAGAAAUGGGAAAAUGAAGGCAUUUCUCUCAUUAGCACGGUUCUCAGAUACUCAGUACCAGAGAAUUGAAAACUACAUGAAAUCAUCAGAAUUUGAAAACAAGCAAGCCCUCCUAAAAAGGGCCAAAGAGGAAGUGGGCCUCCUGAGGGAACAUAAGAUUCAGACUAACAGAUACACAGUAAAGGUUCAGCGAGAGCUGGAGCUGGAUGAAUGUGCACUUCGUGCACUGAAAGAGGAUCGCAAACGCUUCUUAUGUAAAGCAGUUGAAAAUUACAUCAACUGCUUAUUAAGUGGAGAAGAACAUGAUAUGUGGGUAUUUCGACUUUGUUCUCUCUGGCUUGAAAACUCUGGAGUUCCUGAAGUCAAUGGCAUGAUGAAGGGACCUGGAAUGGAGAUUCCAUCAUACAAAUUUUUGCCUCUAAUGUACCAACUGGCUGCUAGAAUGGGAACCAAAAUGAUGGGAGGAGUGGGAUUUCAUGAAGUCCUCAAUAAUCUCAUCUCUAGAGUUUCGAUGGAUCACCCCCAUCAUACUUUAUUUAUUAUAUUGGCUUUAGCAAAUGCAAACAAAGAUGAAUUUUUGACCAAACCAGAAGCAGCAAGGAGGAGUAGAAUAACUAAAAAUGCACCUAAACAAAGCUCUCAGCUUGAUGAGGAUAGGAUGGAGGCUGCAAACAAUAUAAUAAGUACCAUCAGAAGCAAGAGGCCUCAGAUGGUCAGGAGUGUUGAAGCACUUUGUGAUGCUUAUAUUUUGUUAGCAAACUUGGAUGCCACUCAGUGGAAGACCCAGAGAAAAGGCAUCAUCAUUCCUGCAGACCAGCCAAUUACUAAGCUUAAGAAUUUAGAAGCUGUUGUUGUCCCUACUAUGGAAAUUAAGGUGGAUCCCACAGGAGAAUAUGAAAACUUGGUGACUAUACAGUCAUUUAAAGCAGAAUUUCGUUUAGCAGGAGGUAUAAAUUUACCAAAAAUAAUAGAUUGUGUAGGCUCUGAUGGCAGGGAAAGGAGACAGCUUGUUAAGGGACGUGAUGACCUGAGACAAGAUGCUGUCAUGCAGCAGGUUUUCCAGUUGUGUAAUAUGUUACUGCAAAGAAACACUGAAACUAGGAAGAGGAAGUUGACUAUCUGCACAUACAAGGUGGUUCCUCUGUCUCAGCGAAGUGGUGUUCUUGAAUGGUGCACAGGAACUAUCCCUAUUGGUGAAUUUCUUACUGACAGUGAAGGUGGUGCUCAUAAAAGAUACAGGCCAACAGAUUUCAGUUCCGUUCAAUGCCAAAAGAAAAUGAUCGAAAUACAAAAGAAGUCUUUUGAAGAGAAAUACAAAACCUUCAUGAAUAUCUGCAAGCAUUUUCAACCAGUUUUCCGUUACUUCUGCAUGGAAAAAUUCUUGGAUCCAGCUGUUUGGUUUGAGAAACGAUUGGCUUAUACUCGCAGUGUGGCCACUUCUUCUAUUGUUGGGUACAUACUUGGUCUUGGUGAUAGACAUAUACAGAAUAUCUUGAUAAAUGAGCAGUCAGCAGAACUGGUACAUAUAGAUUUAGGCGUUGCAUUUGAACAGGGUAAAAUACUUCCUACUCCUGAAACAGUUCCCUUUAGACUCACCAGAGAUAUUGUGGAUGGCAUGGGCAUUACUGGCGUUGAAGGUGUUUUCAGAAGAUGCUGUGAGAAAACAAUGGAAGUAAUGAGAAAUUCUCAGGAAACUCUGUUAACCAUAGUGGAGGUCCUGCUGUAUGAUCCACUCUUUGACUGGACCAUGAAUCCUUUGAAAGCUUUGUAUUUACAACAGAGGCCCGAAGACGAAACUGAGUUCCAGUCCACUCCCAAUGCAGAUGACCAAGAAUGCAAACGGAAUCUGAGUGACAUUGACCAAAGUUUGAACAAAGUGGCUGAACGUGUCUUGAUAAGACUUCAGGAGAAACUAAAAGGAGUGGAGGAAGGCACUGUGCUCAGUGUGAGUGGACAAGUGAACUUGCUUAUCCAGCAGGCCAUGGACCCCAAAAAUCUCAGCCGACUUUUCCCAGGUUGGAAAGCUUGGGUGUGACUGACCUUCAGAUUAUGAAUUAUCCUGGAAUUCAACUUGUAGAAGUCAUAUUUCGGGCUUUAUUUUUAAUCUGCCCACAGAAUUUGCAUAAGGAUAAGUAUUUUUAAAUGAACAUUUUUGCAGUGUCUAUUUUAAUCCUCGAUUCAAAGACCAUCCAAAGAUGGUAUACAGCAGAUACUGUUGUUCUGCCUUCAUGCUUUACUGGUAAGCUAAACACUGGUUUCUUCUCAAGUGCGUAUUUGUAUCCUUUACAGUAGAAUCAUUGACGUUUGCAUUAGUUUGAAAGCAAUGGAAAUGAGAGUGACAGUUUCUCCUUUAGUAUAAAUUGGAACAAGUGUAUAUACUGUAACUGUGAGAUCGAUUUUGAAACUUGUUCUCCAGAUAUUAUGUAUGAUAAGUUAAUUGUCAGUAUAAAAAAGGACUUUAUAUUUGUAACUGUACCAUAGUAAAACUACAUUAAAAACAAUUUGAAAAUGGAGUGCUGUCUGUGAAACAGAUUUUUUUUUUUUCUUUUUUGACAGGCAGAGUGGACAGUGAGAGAGAGAGAGAGAGAAAGGUCUUUCUUUGCCGUUGGUUCACCCUCCAAUGGCCGCCACGGCCAGCGUACUGCGCUGAUCUGAUGGCAGGAGCCAGGUACUUAUCCUGGUCUCCCAUGGGGUGCAGGGCCCAAGCACCUGGGCCAUCCUCCACUGCACUCCCUGGCCACAGCAGAGAGCUGGCCUGGAAGAGGGGCAACCGGGACAGAAUCCGGCGCCCCGACCAGGACUAGAACCCGGUGUGCCAGCACCACAAGGUGGAGGAUUAGCCUAGUGAGCCAUGGCGCCAGCCUGAAACAGAUUUUCAAUAGGUAGGAAGAUCACGCAGUGUUACUAAACGCUGGAUUUACAGCUUUCAAAGACACAGUGUCUGUAUUUUUUUAAUGUAUAUUGAACUGAUCAUAAUCUCCUUAAGGCCUUCUAUGGCAUCAGAUUCUUUCUGUGAUGACUUUCUAUAUCUUAAUAUAAUCAUUUUAACAUUCAUUGGAAAUCUUUCAAAAAUUAAUAGAUUGAAGAAGAAAUGAAAAUUAUUUUCCUAAUAUCUAGUGUUUUUUAAACUAAAAUUCCUUUUAUGUCAUAGAUAUUGUAGUUUCAUUAACUCAAAUGUCUGCUGUUUACCCACUCAAAAUUCCUUAAGAAAAUUCCUACUGAACUGGAAUAAGAGCAAUACCUUCCAGAUGAAUUUAAUGUCUGUUUUAAAAAUUUUAUUUGAGAGGUAGAGUUACAGACAGAGGGAGGGAGAGACAGAGAAAAAGGUCUUCCAUGUAUUGGUUCACCCUCCAAAUGGCUGCAAUGGCCAGAGCUGGCUGAUCUGAGCCAGAAGGCUCUUUUGAGUCUUCCAGAUAGCUGCAGGAGCCUAGGCACUUGGGCCAUCUUCCACUGCUUUCCCAGGCCGGAAGCAGAGCUGGAUUGGAAGAGGAGCAGCCAGGAUACAAACUGGUAAUGAAAGACCAAUCUUAUUUUAAUUUCUUGGUUUCAGCAUUUUGGUUUCUAGACCUCAGGAGUGGCAUAGAGUACUGAGACACGACUGUCUUGUGCCAGAGCAGAUGCACUUCACGCAUUAUAUCCCUGUCCUGGUGCACAGGAUAUUUUCUUGAUACCUUUUUCACUAAAGGUAGAACCCUGUGUGUGUGUCUGAGCUUCAUGGUGAGGGAAGAGCAUAUAGUGUCUACACUCUCUGCCUUUGCAAGUUCAGUGUUCUCCAUGUAGAUGUUAAAGCUGAAAGUUGCAGGGCAUUGAGAUUGGUAAAUUGUGCCAGGACAGGAACAGCAUCAUCAUAGGUAUUUUCUUCUCUGGUGUUCAGUUCCCUCAUUUUGAACUCUAAACAUACCCCUAACUUUGUAUUUAAGAGAAUGUUUCUUAUACUUUAUCUAACAUUUCUAUGUUUUUUUGGUAGGGAACAAUUAGGAGUCUAUUCUGAUAUAUAGCUAGAAGUGGAACACUUUCCUAUCUUCCAUACUAUUAUCUUGGCAUAGAGUAUUCCAAAAAAAAUUGUUUAUGAAAAUAAACUUUUAAGUCCAUUUUCCAUGAACUUAGUAUAAAUCUAUCCUUCACCUGUAGGUAACUGUAAUGGAUGAACUUGUUUCUUCUUUGUUUCCUGAAUUUUUUUUUAUUUUUAACUGUCAGUGGCAAACACUUGUAUCUGAUCUCCACAACUUUCUGGACUAUGACUAUCUUGGUUUGGUUUCUAAAGAUCUAUUCUGAAAAUUACUUUGCAUUCAAAUGACAAACUUCACUUAUCUUCUUAAACCGCCUAAAUGAAUAGCUUGUAUUAAUCGGUAGUUUUGUUACUGUAGUGAAUCAAGGGAUGUAAUAAGUUUAGAAUGUAUUUAAUAAACCUUGAAACCUUCAUGGAUGAAAUAAAUUAUCACCCAGGUGAUAAGUUCUUGCUAGUUGCUAGUUAAUGCAUUCAAGGAGCUUUGGAUGGCAUUCGUUUUCUCUUCAGUCUUAAAUAGAAUAGGAAAGGAGUCUUCCAGCACUCUGAUACUCUUUUCAGUGGAUUUGAAAAAUUCACCAGAAUUGCAGAUAUCAUAAAUGGAUUUAAGAUUAUAAAAGAAGUAACUGAGAAAGCAAUAUUACUGGGAACAAGUGAGGAGUAAUUUGUAAACUGAACACCUGACAUAAAUGAAACAUCUCUAUUCCUUACAACAAAAGUCAUUAACUUUAAUGAUGUUACCUAAUUUACACCUGGAGGAAGUGAAGUUUGUAGAAAUAAGGAAAUUUGUGAUCAGAACAGAGUAAAUUGCAAGUAAAAUACAGACAUAAAAAGUAUAUGACUUAAAAAAUUUUCAGGUGAAAAGAAUACAGAUUUCAGAUUUCAUACAAGGCCAGUGAAAAGUCAGAGAAGCUUCCAGAAAAGCUAGUAAGUUACAUAUUGCUUGACUGAUAGCCCUCCUACUUUGCUCUGUGCUUGUCAGAGCUCCUGAAAGUACAUAUAUAUAGGUACAUAAGUACAUACUAUCUUGACCAUGGAUUUAAUACUAUAUGCACUUACACAUGUUUAUGGACUAAAGCAAAGAAGAAAAGUCUUGGACUUUGUAAAGAAUACAAGGGGCUAGUCUUUUCAGAAGCAGAAAGCCAGUAUACUGUUUGAAAAUAUGGAGAUAUGUACUAUUUCAAGUGUUUUGACUAUACCUUAAUGAAAUUGUGUCAAUUUAUCAUCAUUGAAUGUAUGUGAUUACUACACUGUUAAUCUGUUAAGAACUUUUAUGAAUAAAGAUUCUAAAACAAA